AUGAACGAAACGGCCCGACCCGAGAUCGAUCAGCUUGAACGGACGCUGAUGGCCGACAUCGCCUCGGCCGCCGACGAGGACGCCAUCGAACAGGUGCGCGUUGCGGCAAUCGGCAAGAAAGGCGCGGUCUCCGAGCGCAUGAAGACGCUCGGCAAGAUGAGCGCCGAAGAGCGCCAGGUGAUGGGCCCGGCGCUGAACGGGCUUAAGGUCCGCGUGACCGACGCGAUCGCGGCCCGCAAGGCCGAACUGCGCGACGCGGCGAUCGAGGCCCGGCUGGCGACCGAGACGGUCGACAUCACGCUUCCCGUCCGUCCGUCGCCCGCCGAGACCGGCCGCAUCCAUCCGAUCAGCCAGGUGAUCGACGAGAUCACCGCGAUCUGCGCCGACAUGGGGUUUGCCGUUGCCGAAGGCCCCGAUAUCGAGACCGACUAUUACAACUUCACGGCGCUCAAUUUCCCCGAGGAUCAUCCGGCGCGGGAAAUGCACGACACGUUCUUCAUGGCGCCGGACGCAAACGGCGAGCGCAAGGUGCUGCGCACGCACACCUCGCCAGUCCAGAUCCGCACUAUGGAAGCGCAGGAGCCGCCGAUCCGCAUCGUCAUUCCCGGCAAGACCUACCGGCACGAUUCCGACGCCACCCAUACGCCGAUGUUCCAUCAGCUGGAGGGACUUGUCGUCGACAAGGUGACGACGGUCGCGCACCUGAAAUGGACCAUCGAGGAGUUCUGCAAGGCCUUCUUCGAGGUGCCCGACGUCGCCAUGCGGUUCAGGCCGUCCUACUUCCCGUUCACCGAGCCGAGCCUGGAGGUGGACAUUCAGUGCGACCGGUCAAAGCCCGGCGAAGUCCGGUUCGGCGAGGGCAAUGACUGGAUGGAGAUCUUGGGUUGCGGCAUGGUGCAUCCGAACGUUUUGCGCGCCGGCGGGCUCGAUCCGGACGUCUAUCAGGGCUUUGCCUGGGGCAUCGGCAUCGACCGGCUGGCGAUGCUGAAAUACGGCAUGCCGGACCUGCGCGCCUUUUUCGACGCCGAUGUGCGCUGGCUGAAACACUAUGGCUUCCGGCCGCUCGACAUGCCGACCCUGUUCGGAGGAUUAAGCCAAUAG
Messenger RNA from Effrenium voratum, 1101 nucleotides. Lineage: Eukaryota; Dinophyceae; Suessiales; Symbiodiniaceae. The record is from the annotation of a GenBank genome assembly.